This is a messenger RNA of Vitis riparia (riverbank grape), 747 nucleotides long. Its product is annotated as 60S ribosomal protein L23a. Gene Ontology annotation, biological process: translation; ribosomal large subunit assembly. The coding region runs from base 62 to 529 and encodes 155 amino acids. The record is from RefSeq and is a predicted model, not a curated record. Lineage: Eukaryota; Viridiplantae; Streptophyta; Magnoliopsida; Vitales; Vitaceae. Gene Ontology annotation, cellular component: cytosolic large ribosomal subunit; ribosome. The transcript is spliced from 4 exons. Gene Ontology annotation, molecular function: rRNA binding; structural constituent of ribosome.
AGAGGCACGCCACCACAGGGUUUCUAUUUGAUUGAAAGGGUGACAGUUUGUUCAGCAAUCAAUGGCUCCUGCUAAAGCUGAUAGUUCAAAAAAGGCUGACCCAAAGGCACAAGCCGCAAAGGCUGCUAAAGCAGUCAAAUCGGGUGCAUCAACUUUCAAGAAGAAAGCGAAGAAGAUUAGAACGUCAGUUACCUUUCAUCGACCAAAGACAUUGAAGAAGGAAAGAAAUCCCAAGUAUCCUCGCAUCAGUGCUCCUUCAAGGAACAAGCUUGACCAGUAUCAGAUUCUCAAAUAUCCUCUCACCACUGAGUCUGCAAUGAAGAAAAUUGAAGACAACAACACUUUGGUUUUCAUUGUCGACAUUCGUGCCAACAAGAAGAAGAUAAAGGAUGCUGUUAAAAAGAUGUAUGAUAUUCAGACCAAGAAAGUGAAUACCCUGAUCAGGCCUGAUGGUACCAAGAAGGCGUAUGUUAGGUUGACCCCAGACUAUGAUGCCUUGGAUGUGGCCAACAAAAUUGGGAUCAUCUAAGGUAGGAUCUGUCUACAUUUCUGGUGUCUUCUUGGUCAAUGCUCCAGAGUAGGACAGUCCCACUAAGAUUUGAAUCAGCAGGGAGGGUUGUGAAGGGUUAGCUGGUAAUAUUUUGGUGUUAUGCGGUUUCUCUGCCAGUGGAACAGAGUAGGAUCUUUGCAUUUUUCUUGAAAUAUGGAAUUCACUUAAUAUAUCUUAGUUUUUACUAAUGCUUCCAA